Molecule: messenger RNA, 3345 nt
Organism: Porites evermanni
Lineage: Eukaryota; Metazoa; Cnidaria; Anthozoa; Scleractinia; Poritidae
Source: the annotation of a GenBank genome assembly
CAUAUGAUGAGCUGUUUGUUAAGUGACUAGCUGGAUAUUUAUGCAAAUUAUUCAAAGUACUCUUCGCCCUGCGGUUUGACCGAUCAUCCUUUUACACUUAACAUGUUUUAGAAUCCACAACUCCUCUUUAACUCAAGUGGAUAAAAGUUUACACCAAAGAAAAGGUAGGUAACGAGAAGUUCAUUUGCACUGAAGUUAGAAAUAUUUGCAGGUGUCUUUUAAGCAGUUAUAAAUUCACGGGCUUCGUCUAUCAACCGGCGAUAUUAAAUGCAGGACAAAAUUCAUUCCUGUCGAGUAGGUUACCGGCUAAGGUUGGCGAAAUCACGCAUUUUUACACAAGAGAUUCAUGUAAAAUAAAACCAGCAAAACCAUAUUCUCUAUUUACCUUACAGAGGCAAAUCCAUUUUUAUUAUACAAGAAACUCUCAGGAAUUUCGUCGCGUCUCUUUUGGACUACCAUCAAACAAUUUUGCGUCGUUUGUGAAAGAACUAAUUUUAAACAUUCUCCGCACCGAGAUCGCCAACUCAUCUUCUCCAGUUUCCGUUAAAAAACAAUUUAGGCGUUUAUUAUAGUAUUCUUAGAUAAAUAUAUGGAAGUCAUGAUUAUUGACGCAACUUGCGGAAACCUGAUUUGUUCAGUGCGCGACAGGUUUGAACGAAGUGGUAAAAAACGCGCAAUUCCCUUUUCAAAAACAAGAAGCACGUUUUUGGCGAUCCCGCACCUAUUUGAAAGAUUGUUUUUUAUUCACGUUUUUGUCGUCCGUUUGACAGUGGCUCAAGAUCUAACUUCCGCACAGGUCGUCUAAACAUCAAUUACUGUCCCGCUCACUCCUACACUACUUCCCUAACACAAAACAAAACAAUAAGCUCAAACUGAAAAAAAGAAAGAACAAAAUAGAAACUCCAAUCGAGCACGCCUCCCGGAUAUCGAACACCAAAGGACCAAUUUAUUUCCAGUUCCUUAAGCUUAAUUAUUCAAAUUUUCCAGGUGUAUAUGUACAACAGGAAAUAGUGGAAGAACUUCCCCUGUUUACAAGUUGUUAGAGAACAAUAUUUCGUAUUACCAGUGUUUAUAACCUUAAUUUGCGAUUUUGUGUUCGUAGGAAAUCAAUGACAAUAGCCCUUAUGCAUGUCAACGUCAGACUGGCAAAGUUGAUGAUCAAGCGCAAUUUCGAAACUCUAAAUCUGCCAAGUUUCACUAAAGAUGAAUUUCUAUGACAGUUAAUCAGGUGGUUAAUUGUUUUGAAAACCUCACAUGCUCUAACUGAGUGCAAACGCGAAGAAUUUUGUUCACCAUCGAGGCUUGUGGAAACAUUUUCUUGGUUGACGUAAACAGGCAGAAGGACAAUUAGGCAGUAAUUGUUAUUGGACGGAGAAAAACAAUUAUUAAAGCAAUUUUAAUCGCUGAAAAUUCACACAGUAAGCCUCACUCUAAUUGCAAGGACUGGUGAAGUAUUAAUUUCUUAAGGAACUAGACGCGAAUAAUAGGAUGGAUAAGAAAGUUCUUCAGUGAACUGAAUGGCAGAAACGAAAGCGUGCUAACAAUAAGAAACCAGAAAUCUGUGGGCUUCAAAAUUGCUCAAGGUAAAGGAUUUUCAGCGCAACGAAACACUACUAAGGUCAACGAAAAUCAAGGAAAACUUUAAGGGACAAUGUCGCGGGAAAUUGAAGAACUAACCUACAACGUAGCUAAACUCAAUGUAAAUCGGUACAAGAAAGCCAAUACUGCCGGGAGAUAAGGAGUCCCAAUAUCUGCGGCAUCGAGCAGCGAGCCGCCGAGGUAAAAUAUCCCGAGGUGAUUAUUUUUAGUUUCGGUCAAAUGAGAUAUAAUAGAUGCAUGACUACAGCUUCCAUUAACAUACAGUUCCAUUUAACGUAUCGAGGACCUGAGUUUGUGCUUAUAAAAUCAAGCCUUAAGUAAAUAAGAUAAGUAUAUAAGAUGGUAAUAUCAUUAUGUUUUAAUAAUUGUACCGCGACAAACUCAUAAGGGGUUGACAUAUCAGAUAUAACAGAUUUAUGUUCUUAGGAAGGUUGUGAUAUGUAUAUUGGACUCUGGAGUGAUUUAAUCUUCAGCAACACUUUGAGCUGAAAAGUGUAUUUUUACGAUAUUUACGGACUGAUUCUUAUGAAUUUUUAUCGCUUACUCUUUAAUUAAUUUUGCCAGUUGCAUGAAAUCCUUUAUUAUCAAAAUUGAGUGGAGGUUCAUAGAAAGCUUUAAUAAGUAAUUAAUAAGUAAUUGCAUUUAUUUCACAGGGUGACUUCAGACCAACUCAAAUUGAAGCCUGAAAGUUAAUGCUUAUAGCCAGCACUUCCUAAAUGAAUGAGUGCCUACAUUUUACGAAGUCUUCAUUAAUCAUGCUCUGUGAGCAUCCGGGCUUCGGCUUAUUUUACGGUGUUGCCUGUAUAACAUUAUCGCUUACAGCGAUUAUUGGAAAUUCGAUCGUCUUUUAUGCGUUUUGGAUUUCGAAGUCACUGAACCAUACAUCACAGAUGUCAAGAAUGCUUCUUCUCAGCCUCGCCGCUUCUGAUCUCGGCGUGGGCUUGUUUGUUUUACCCCUUAAUGCGGCCUUGAUGUUGCAAAUGCUGGGACUCGUGAGCAGUAAUGAAAGUUUACACGACCAAGAUAUGACGAAAACAUGUCCUCUCCUCAAGGCGGUGAUAUUCGUUUCCAUUUUCUUCAGUGGAGCUUUGCUUUUAACAAUUGGAGCCAUUGCAAUAGACAAAUACCUUUCGCUGUACCUGCAUUUAAAAUACACUCAAUUAGUGACUUCAGCGCGAAUUCGUAUUGCAGUGUCUGCUGUCUGGACGAUAUCAUUCUUACUGGCCACACUAGAGACAUUACUGGGUUAUAAUGUUAUAAUCAACACCUCCGGAAUGGUUUUGGUUAUUUUUAUUGCCUCGAUCGCUUAUUGGAAAAUUUAUACCAUUGCUCUUCAUCAUCAGAAUCAAAUUUGUGUUCAGGACGGUCAACAGAAUCAAAUUUGUCGAUUAACUCAUUUUUCGCGCGCCAAGAGGAUGGCAAUGAAAACGUCUUCUAUUUUUUUCGUGUUGGUAAUCUGUGAUGCACCUUCGAUAGUGAUAUGCCCUAUUUUUGAAUAUUCAAAGACUCCUUCCACCUUGUUAACGUUGUUUUUUUAUGUGGCAUCGUUUCUUUUUAUUUCUAAUACCUGUUUAAAUCCACUCGUGAUUUGCUGGAAAAUUCGGGAGGUCCGCGAAAUUUUUGCAAAUGUUUUCAAACACGUGUUUUCAAAAUGUAUUCCUUCAGGAAAUCAAUGAGAGACUGAUUUUAGAUUCAAACAGCUGUCAAUUUUCGCUUGUAGCUAUAAUCAAACUGCAUUUUUAGAAA